Messenger RNA from Parnassius apollo (apollo), 678 nucleotides. NCBI's taxonomy places the organism in Eukaryota, Metazoa, Arthropoda, Insecta, Lepidoptera, Papilionidae. The record is from the annotation of a GenBank genome assembly.
AUGCACCUCAACGAUAUAAACCUGGAGUUGCAAGAAAAAGAUAAAAAUAUUGUGGACAUGAUGUCCUGCAUAAAUGCUUUCAAGCGUAAGUGGAAACUAUUGAAGGAAGAAAUUAAAAACAAAGACUGCAGGAACUUCCCAACCCUGCUAUUGCAACAAAACUCUGAAAGUUUCGUGUCAUAUGUAAACGAAGUGACAAAAAUUCUGAGCGAAUUUGAAAGACGCUUUGAAGAUAUUAAUAAAAUGGAGAAUAUUUUAUCAUUUCUGUCUUACCCAUUUACCUGCACAAAUGUUCAUGAAAUCUCUUCUAGCUGUAGCAACUAUUUUAAUAUGGAAUGUACUGCUCUUGAGGAUGAAAUGUUGAAGAUAAUUUUGGAUAUAAAUUUAAAAGCUAGAGCCGGCAACAGUCAUUCUUAUUCUUAUUGGUCAUCAAUAUCCGAAAUAAAAUAUCCAUUUAUGAAACAAAUUGCCCUGCAAAUAACUGCUUUCUUUGCAUCAACAUAUCUGUGCGAGUCUGCGUUUUCGCAUAUGAAAACAAUAAAAUCAAAAUAUCGCACACGUCUAACAAAUGACCAGCUGACAGCCUGUUUGCAUUUAGCAUUAACAGAAAACAUCCCUAAUUAUGAAAAUUUCGCGGAGGACCACCAAUGUCAUGCUUCGACAUCAGCGUUAAAAUAA